Rhineura floridana is the source of this 949-nucleotide messenger RNA. RefSeq names its product phosphatidylinositol glycan anchor biosynthesis class Y (gene PIGY). NCBI's taxonomy places the organism in Eukaryota, Metazoa, Chordata, Lepidosauria, Squamata, Rhineuridae. The transcript has a single exon. Bases 1 to 216 code for a protein of 71 amino acids. The record is from RefSeq and is a predicted model, not a curated record.
AUGUUUCCGUCACUUCCUACGAUGACUGUACUUGUCCCACUCCUGUCUCUAGCCGGUCUGUUUUAUUCAGCCAGCGUGGAUGAAAACUUUCCCCAGGGCUGCACGAGUACAACCAGCUUGUGUUUCUACAGCCUGCUACUUCCAGUUACGAUCCCAGUUUAUGUGUUCUUCCACCUUUGGACCUGGAUGGGCCUUAAACUCUUUCGCCACAACUAGGUUAAGCUGAAAUGUGUUGGGCCUCUUGGGACUAGAUGUGGCAUAAAGAAUGUAGUGGCGUCUUCCUUCAUCCACAGCUAAAAGAAGUGAAAUGAAAUAAACCCCUAGGAACAGCAGACUAAGCUUGCUUAAAUGCAUGUUCAUCCAACUAUGUGUAAGAUUCAAGAGCAUUGUGCACAGGCACUUCUAGCGCCAAACCAGGUGACAUGGAACAAGUCAGCCAAAGAAGCAGUUGUGGGGUGAUGCAAGCAAGUCCUGUGUCAACAAAUGUGCCUUAAGUCAUGCAGACUGCCAUGCACAGAAGAGAAGAACUAACAUAAUAUCAGCCUGUAGGAAUGGGACAGGAGAUGCACCUGCAAAAAAGCUCUGUGCAGAGGUAUCCCAAGGGAUAUUCCCAGAUAUUACCAAAUGCUUACAAGCAAUGCCAUGCAUGCAGUAUGCUCUAGAUGCAACAUAUUUCCUUGGCAGAAGGGCCUUUCAUGCAGGAAUUUGAACAUGUGUGACAUGGUCCUAGGUGUGCUAACUCUUGAGUUCUCAGGUUAGGCAUGGUAGUAAUGGAUAGCACUCAGGUGUCUCUUUGUUAAAAGCUGCACUUUUACUCUGCAGGCACCCAUGCAUUUGGAUUCACGUGUGCAACAGAAUUGAGAUCAACAUGCUGUCUUCUGACACCAAGUAGUACAGAAUAAAAAAUGAAUAGCAAGUUUGUUUUUAAUAAAGUACCUAUAAAAUCAAA